Messenger RNA from Rhinocladiella mackenziei CBS 650.93, 2481 nucleotides. RefSeq lists its product as uncharacterized. Bases 1 to 2481 code for a protein of 826 amino acids. Lineage: Eukaryota; Fungi; Ascomycota; Eurotiomycetes; Chaetothyriales; Herpotrichiellaceae. The transcript has 5 exons. The record is from RefSeq and is a predicted model, not a curated record.
AUGGCGACCAUCAUAGAAACUCAGAAUCGUGCAGCAAGUGUUGAUCUAGAGGAUCAACAAUUCGAGAGCCAAGUCCAGGCUCUCCUGGCCCGAAUUCGAGGCAUUGAGUCUCCGGCCAUCAAAUUGGACUCGGAGAGAUCUGCCAGCACUAUUCCUGGCAUUUUGUCCCAAUACUCCGAUGCACUAAAGGAAGCACACAAGACGGCUGAGGGUGAGGCAUUGGAUCACGUCCGCGAGAAAGUGGUGGACAAGAAGAGUUUUGGUGGACUAGGUCUGGUUGACGCUACUCCUGCUACACCGGCCCAGUAUGCGGAAGUUCUCUUCUUAGUCGAUGCCUGGCUGGAGGCCAUCAAUUCAAAAGAGAGGGCCAAGAGUUUCUUAUCCUAUCGGUCUUCUCCUGCCGAGGGGACAGGGCCGAUGACUUUGGCACAGAAGAUAUUUGCGCAGCAUGUGGUGGGAGAAAGGCCGAGCAGGGGUGUAAAGGCCGGUGAUGUGGUCAGAGUUGGUGUCGACUGGAUUCUGGCGUCAGAACUGUCCUGGACCAGCAUGGCCAGGACCCACAAGGAGCUGGGUUCUCCGGGCAUCUGGCGGAAUGACCGUUUCUGGCUGGCUGGAGACCAUGUCGUCCAUCCGGCUGUUGCUCAAGUCCCCCAAAUCAAAGCCAUGGUGGACGUAUCGGAAAAGGCCAAAACAGAGUUCAAAAUGACUGAAUACCAAGGAAUGAAUUACACCAUCAUGCAUACGGAGUUUGUUCGUGAGCGUAUUGAACCGGGAAUGCUGGCCAUUGGGGCCGACUCUCACACUUGUUCCGGCGGAGCAGUGGGUUGCUUGUCCAUUGGCCUGGGUACAGCGGAUGUCAUGCUGUCUCUGGCCCUCGGCGAGACGUGGUUCAAGAUCCCCGAAUCGAUUCUCAUCGAGUUUGUCGGCGAGCCUACCUUGGGUAUGUCUGGAAAGGACGUAAUCCUCCAUAUCUUGGGUGAGUUGAAGCGCAAUACCGUCGCGGCGGAAAGGAUCGUAGAAUUCAGCGGCGAGGGUCUGAAGUAUUUGUCGUGUGAUGCCAGGUUUGCCAUCUCGAAUAUGUGCACCGAGUUUGGCGCGAUCACAGGAAUCUUCGUACCUGAUCGCAUUACGCGCGACUACAUUGCGCGACGACGCCGGAAGGCUAACCGAAUGAGUUCACUCUACUUCAGACCGGAUCCCGAUGCAGAAUAUGUUGGAAGGUAUAUUAUUGAUCUGUCCAAAGUCGAAUCGUCCAUUGCCGUCUACCCCAACCCGGACGAUGUGGUGCCGGUUUCUGAGAAAGUAGGUAAAAAGCUCGACGGCGUCUUCAUUGGGGCUUGUACAACCACCGAAGAAGAAUUGGUCCUUGCAGCGCUGGUUCUGAAGGUCGGACUGGAUAAGAAGUUGCCCAAGGCCAAGGGCAAAAGACAUUAUGUGCCUGGUUCAUUGCCCAUCGUGGAGAAAUUAAAGAACCUUCAAUUGCUCGAAAUAUACGAAGCCGCCGGCUUCACUCGUGGUCCCCCUGGCUGCUCGUACUGCGUCGGUCUCUCAGCUGAGAAGGCCAAUGAGGGUGAAACCUGGCUGAGCUCGCAGAAUCGGAACUUCAAAAACCGGAUGGGAAAGGGAGCCUUUGGCGAUGUCACCUCGGCGAUUGUCUGCGCAGCUUCGAGUUUCAGCAUGACUAUCACCAGUCCAACAGAAUUCCUGAAGGAACUGGAUGUGGAAUUUUUCAGGCGCUAUCGUCCUCUUCCGGACAUGAAUCUGCCCCCAAUUGACUAUGUUGAGCCUGACUUAGCUACGAGCCCGACGCAGGGACAAAAGGGGGGCGUUUCCAUUACCAAUAUGGGCGACACGAACGGCCAAGCAGCGCGAAGCCUUGACAAAAUAAGCAGCAAAAUUGUGACGCUGGGCGACUUUAUUGACACAGAUGCGCUGGCGCCAGGGUCCACUCUGACGACCUGCGUGACGGAUGUAGAAUUUGGUGAGCAUGUUCUCGAGCAUACCCAUCCUGACUUCCGAGCCAAAGUACGAGGUGGACAACAAGUUGUUGUUGCCGGCCACGCGUUUGGCGUCGGGUCGAGUCGCGAGGUGGCAGUCUCCGCAUUGAAAGAUGAAGGUGUCGGUGUACAGGCCGUAAUAGCUCGCUCAUUCGCUUUUAUCUACGGUCGCAAUCAGCCCAGCCUUGGUCUUGUCGGAGUGACGAUGACAGAUGAUGCCUUCUUUGGAGCGGCCAGAGAAGGCGAGGACAUCACUCUCGAUUUCCCCAGCCGAACCAUCCAUGUCGCCGGCCAGACCUUCCCAUUUCAACUGUCAGAGAUGGAAUAUCAUUUGACGCUGAAUAAUGGAAUUGCGGAGUCGUUUCGAAAGUAUGGGAAGCGGAUCUGGGAGAAUUUCACUAAAGGCACGGCACGCGAAAAGUCAAUUGCGAAAGCAUUGGAAGAGGGGGCGGAGACGAAGAGAGACAGUAAGAUGGAGUGGUAG